This is a messenger RNA of Chlorella variabilis, 873 nucleotides long. RefSeq lists its product as hypothetical. The transcript is spliced from 7 exons. The record is from RefSeq and is a predicted model, not a curated record. NCBI's taxonomy places the organism in Eukaryota, Viridiplantae, Chlorophyta, Trebouxiophyceae, Chlorellales, Chlorellaceae. Bases 1 to 873 code for a protein of 290 amino acids.
AUGCCGCCCCCGUCGCCCGCGCCUCCCCCAGGGGCCCCCGUGGUGGUGCACGGCACGUGCGGCUGGAGCGACGCGUCGCUGGUGCGGUGCGGCCGCUUCUACCCGCCCGGCGUGCGCGGCAGCGAGGACAAGCUGCGCCACUACAGCCGCCACUUUGGGUGCGUGGAAGUGGACACCAGCACCUACGCCAUCCCGCGGCCCGACGUCACCAAGCGGUGGGCGCAGGCCACCACCCCAGGCUUCCAGUUCCACGUCAAAGCCUUUGGCCUCUUCUGUAGCCAGUCCUGCCAGGCCUCUGCGCUGCCUGCAGAGGCGCGCGCCCUGCUGCCGCCGCCCCAGCAGCAGCAGCAGCAGCAGCAGCACGUGCGUCUGGGCAGCCUGCCGGCGGGCGUGGAGGAGGCCUGCUGGCGCCUGUUCCACGCCGCGCUGGAGCCGCUGUACCAGGUGCGCCUGCGGCGUGACCCGGCCUGGCGGGUGCGGCUGUGUGAGGCGCUGGCGGCGCAGGGCAUCUGUCUGGUGUCUGCAGAUGAGCUGGAGCACGAGACGGCGCAGCGGGACCGCGAGCAGACGGGGCUGCCGCCCGGCGCGGUCCGCCGCGUGCUGCCCAUUGCUGUGGAAGUGACGGCGCCUGACUGGCAUGUGGCCUGGGCGGGGCGGCUGGCGGGGCGGCUGGCGCCGCGGCUGCGGGGGCCCAUUGCUUUCCUGUGGGGCACAGACUUUGAGGAUGCGCCGGUGGCCUUCUUUGCUCGGAGGCAGGUGCCACCGGCGGCGGCGGCAGCAGCAGACGUGGCAGCAGCGGCAGCGGGGGGAGUGGCGGCAGCAGCAGGAGCGGCAGCGGGCAAGACACCCGCCGGCAGGAAAAACAGCAGCUAG